GUGAGGUUUUGAUGACUAGUCAUGGUGGCCUCGUAGGACAUCUUUCAUGCACUCUUCAUUUGGGUUUGUCUCCCAAUUGCAUGCCCAAGAGCCAUAAAUGACUUCCUGCCCAAAUUCAGGACAUAACAAGACUUUCCUGUCAGCUUCUCCUUAAUUUUCCUGAUAAGGAAUUGCUAUACAGGGCCAUGUGAUCCUUGGGUUACCUAUGUCUCCUGCCAAAGUCCACCAAGAGGCCUCUUCAUCACUCAUAUAUACUUGUGUUAGAUUUUCUCACAUACCCCUGGCAUCUAUAUAUACACAUACAUCCACAUUCAAACCCACACCCAACUCAAGUCCUCAAGAAGUUAUCACAUCAUCUACUUGCAUACCAAACUUUACCUUCACCUUCUUUAUCAUUUCUGCUAUUUUCAGCUCCAAGAGAGUUAAACAAAUAGCAAUGGCUAUUCGCUUUCCUGCUAUUACACAUGCUAAGCAGCUUCUUCAUCGAUCAAACAUGCUUCAAAAUCAAUCUGCUUCUAAUUUUAAAGAUGUUCCAAAAGGUCACUUGGCAGUAUAUGUUGGAGAAGACCAAAAGAAGAGAUUCAUAGUUCCAGUAUCAUUAUUGAAUAAGCCUUCAUUUCAAGAAUUGCUAAGGAAGGCUGAAGAAGAAUUUGGGUUCAGUCAUUCAAUGGGCGCUAUCACAAUUCCCUGCAGAGAAGACAUCUUCAUUGAUCUUACUUCACGUUUGAACAGAUCAUGAUCUGAAAAUCAUCAAAACACAACUUUGUACAUUGUACAUGCGAUCUUUUUCUUUUCGUCAAUGAGAUAUAAAGAUUAUAGUUCUUUACUC
This is a messenger RNA of Manihot esculenta (cassava), 829 nucleotides long. Its product is annotated as auxin-induced protein X10A-like. Gene Ontology annotation, biological process: response to auxin. The coding region runs from base 206 to 739 and encodes 177 amino acids. The transcript has a single exon. The record is from RefSeq and is a predicted model, not a curated record. Lineage: Eukaryota; Viridiplantae; Streptophyta; Magnoliopsida; Malpighiales; Euphorbiaceae.